UUUCUCUCGCCUCAUCUUCCAUCGGUAUGAAUCUCUUCUUUCUGCACAAGGCAUUUCGAUGAAGGACUUAUAAGACGACUAUAACAUGCUCGGGAAUUGGUACCUGACAAAUUUAUCCAUCCGGGUUGAUUAUUUUUUGUUCUAUCGUGUUUAUCUCUCAAGGCUGACAUAAAAGAAAUCGAACAAUGUCGUGUUGUGGAGGUGGGGAGGAAGAACUUGCUGGACCACCUGCGAACCAAUAUGCAGCCCCCUAUAAAGGGGGAAAUGCAUAUGGUAGUGGAGAACCAAGGAGUUCAAAUCCAGCAAGAAGUGGUGUCCCACAAAAAGUUUUGCCCAUUGAUGUACCGGCUAUGCAAUUGAGUGAGCUGAAUAGGUUGACUGGUAACUUUGGACCCAAGGCUUUGAUUGGGGAAGGUUCAUACGGUAGGGUUUAUAACGCAACUUUACAAGAUGAACAGCAGGUAGCCAUAAAGAAGCUGGAUACAAGUGCAUCAACAGAGCCCGAUAAUGAUUUUUCAAAUCAGUUAUCAGUAGUUUCGAGGCUUAAGCAUGAACACUUUGUGGGUUUGCUGGGUUAUUGUUUGGAAGAAGACAACCGAAUUAUGGUAUAUGAGUAUGCCAUAAUGGGCUCUUUGCAUGAUAUAUUACAUGGAAGGAAGGGUGUACAGGGGUCUGAGCCUGGUCCGGUUCUGGCCUGGAGUCAAAGAGUGAAAAUAGCUUAUGGAGCAGCCAGAGGCCUUGAAUAUUUGCAUGAAAAGGUGCAGCCUGCCAUUGUUCACCGUGAUGUUAGAUCCAGCAAUGUUCUCCUGUUCGAAGAUUUCUUGUCAAAGUUAGCCGAUUUCAACUUGACAAACCAGUCUUCGGACACUGCAGCUCGACUACAUUCCACAAGAGUGUUGGGAACUUUUGGUUACCAUGCUCCAGAGUAUGCAAUGACGGGGCAAAUAACUCAGAAAAGUGAUGUGUAUAGUUUUGGAGUGGUUCUUCUAGAACUCUUAACUGGAAGGAAACCUGUAGAUCAUACAAUGCCCAAGGGGCAACAGAGUCUGGUUACUUGGGCAACUCCUCGACUAAGUGAAGAUAAAGUAAAGCAAUGCAUAGACCCCAAGCUAGGUGAUGAUUACCCACCAAAAGCAAUUGCUAAGAUGGCAGCAGUUGCAGCACUGUGUGUUCAAUAUGAAGCAGACUUCAGGCCAAACAUGACGAUUGUGGUGAAGGCUCUCCAGCCGCUUCUCAAUGCAAAACCGGCAGCAGCUGCAGAGCCUCGCGUAUAGAGACAGACUCAAUUAUUCAUGUUGUUGUUGAUGAAGAAGAUGAUGAUGAGCUGGGUAAGAAGGUGUACUUGCUAGGAUGAAGACCUUAAUAUGUUAGUAUAAUUUUA
Molecule: messenger RNA, 1381 nt
Organism: Impatiens glandulifera
Lineage: Eukaryota; Viridiplantae; Streptophyta; Magnoliopsida; Ericales; Balsaminaceae
Product: probable protein kinase At2g41970
Exons: 8
Coding region: 186-1274 (362 amino acids)
Biological process (GO): protein phosphorylation
Molecular function (GO): ATP binding; protein tyrosine kinase activity
Source: RefSeq, a predicted model, not a curated record